Messenger RNA from Eruca vesicaria subsp. sativa (arugula), 1054 nucleotides. Lineage: Eukaryota; Viridiplantae; Streptophyta; Magnoliopsida; Brassicales; Brassicaceae. The record is from the annotation of a GenBank genome assembly.
GUGGUAUGUUUGAUCAUCUUCCACUCACUGAGAGGGAACUAAUCAAUAAUCAUCCAUUAGAGCCGAUGCUUCUCUCUGCUUUUUAGUUCCAUGGUAACGCUAUCGUCUCCAUCUCCCUCCCUCUCUUUCGUAGAGAGCGGGACAUGUAGUAAAUCGCCUCACGUUUCUCGGGUUCUGUUCUCUGGUCCUGAUGAAAUUCAAGUAGAAUCGUCUCAACUCAAGACACUUAGAGAUGUUCAUAUAUCAGAAAGGUUGAUGGAGGAGUUCACUGAGCUUGCGAGAGAGAACACUGAGAAAGACCUCGAGACUUGUGGAACUCUUGCUGCCUUUCUUGAAAGAGGAGUUUUUUAUGUGACCACACUGAUAAUACCUAAGCAAGAAUCAACUGCUAACUCUUGUCAAGCUAUGAAUGAAGUGGAUGUGUUUUCUAUACAAAAUGAAAGAGAGCUUUAUCCCGUUGGAUGGAUUCAUACUCAUCCUUCUCAGGGCUGUUUCAUGUCAUCAGUAGAUCUGCAUACCCAUUACUCCUAUCAGGUAAUGGUGCCAGAGGCUUUUGCAAUCGUUGUAGCUCCAACAGAUAGCUCUAGGAGUUACGGGAUAUUUAAGCUAACGGACCCUGGAGGAAUGGAGGUACUGAGAGGAUGCUCAGAGACAGGAUUCCACCCACACAAAGAACCAGAAGAUGGAAACCCGGUUUAUGAGCAUUGCUCAAACGUCUACAAGAACUCCAACCUUAGGUUCGAGAUUUUUGAUCUUCGCUGAGAGGUAAACGACCCUUCCGUGGUGGCCUUGUCAGUGAGAAAAAUGGAUCAAGCUUGAUCCACUGUGAGCUAAAUAAUACAGUAUCAAAUAAAUAACCAAACCCUAACCGGAAACUGUAUAUGUAAUCUAAAAAAGUCUUUGUCUUAUUGAGGUUAUGCAUCUUGUAUUAAGCUAACCAAAUGUUAAUAAUUUUUAAUUAAGUGAAUAAUCUGCUUCCUUGUCCUUACUAAUAGUAUAAUUGAGUGUAUCUUUACUCCUUUAUUGACCAUAUAAUGAUGAAAAAAACCUGAAG